GACGUUUCAGACCAGAAUCGGUGGAAGAGGUGCAGGUCUUCCUGAUGUCGGAUGAGAAAAAGGACUCACAAGAACCAGCAACUCCCUCAUCGGAAAAUGGUGAACCUGAUGAACGUACAUCUGUUCUUGAGUCCUCCACGCAGACCACGCCCCCUCCGCACUCCCAACAACACAGGGGGCAGAGUGAGGAUGAACUUUCCGUUUAUGCAUCCUCUCCCUACGCUCCCAGGGGCUCCGUGAGAUCACAAUCUCCUCUUCCGGCCCCCCCACAUUCACCACCACCACCACCACCCCACAGGACAACAGUGGCAACGAUGACGGAACCAUCCAGAGGGGACUGGUCACCUGCAGCAUCCAACGAGGAACGACACAGCAGCCGUCCCCUCUUUCCAGCUGUAGCAGCACCACCCACACCAUCACCCCAGGCACGCAGCACUCCACAGACGCCGGCUCUUCCCCAAAGGCAGCGGAAAUCAUCCAGCCAGGAGGAAACGUACACGCAGAGGACAACAGGAUCCUCCCCUUCAGUCGUGAUGGAGUCUCCGCCUCGACCCCGCGGCGUGACAGCAGAGGAACAGACCAUCAUAGACGAAUUCCUUGCUUAUGAAGCAAUGAUGCGCUCACACCCACUACCUGCUGCUUCUGCUCCACCACUGCUGGAACCUACGCCUGUCGCCCUCCGUCGCCGGAUGGAAAAGAGCACACAGAGGCAACUUUCCUUCCAGCAAACGACUCACCCACCGCUCACCGCAGCCACCGCCACCACCCCCACCGAGUCUGAUAAAUCACCUUCAUCUCAGUGUCGUCGACGUUGCCUUCCUCCGCUUAUCCGGGUCCGAGUCGCGGGGGCAGCAUCCCAACUAGGGACCUCCAGACCGUCCUCUCCCCAGCCUUCUCCACCAGCUCCUCCGGCAGGACCCCAAGGCGUUCCCGAACCAGAUUGGAGAUGUAACCUCUCCAACAUGCCCUGGGUCGACCCAGGGGCCUCCUACCGGCACGACAUGCCCGAAACACCUCCCCGGGGAGGCGUCCAGGAGGCAUCCUGACCAGAUGCCCAAAUCACCUCAACUGGCUCCUUUCGAUCCGGAGGAGCAGCGGUUCUACUCCGAGUCCCUCCCGAAUGUCCGAGCUCCUAGCCCUAUCUCUAAGGCUGAGCCCGGCCACCCUACGGAGGAAACUUAUUUCGGCCGCUUGUAUCCGCAAUCUCGUUCUUUCGGUCAUUACCCAAAGCUCAUGACCAUAGGUGAGGAUUGGGACGUAGAUCGACCGGUAAAUCGAGAGCCUGGCUUUCUGGCUCAGCUCCCUCUUCGCCACUACAGAUCGGCUCAGCGUCCACAUCACUGCAGAUGCUGAACCAAUCCGCCUGUCGAUCUCCCGAUCCCUCCUACCCUCACUCGUGAACAAGACCCCGAGAUACUUAAACUCCUCUACUUGAGGUAGGACCUUUCCCCCGACCAGGAGUUGGCAAGCCACCCUUUUCCGGUCGAGAACCAUGGUCUCAGAUUUGGAGGUGCUGAUCCUCAUCCCAGCCACUUCACACUUGGCCGCGAACCUACCCAGCAAGAGCUGAAGGUCAGAGCUGGAUGAAGCUAGGAGGACCACAUCAUCCGCAACAAGCAGAGACGAGAUUCUCCUGCCACCAAACUCGACAUACUCCACACCACGGCUGCGCCUAGAAAUUCUGUCCAUAAAAGUAAGGAACAGAACCGGUGACAAUGGGCAGCCCUGGCGGAGUCCAACCCUCACCGGGAACAGGUCCGACUUAAUACCGGCUAUGCAGACAAAACUCACGCUCCUCUGGUAAAGGGACUGAAUGGGCUUUAACAGAAAGCCACCCACCCCAUACUCCUGGAGCGUCCCCCACAGGGUGCCCCUGUGGACAUGGUCAUAAGCCUUCUCCAAGUCCUCAAAACACAUGUGGAUUGUUUGGGCAAACUCCCAUGCCCCCUCCAUCACCCUUGCAAGGGUAUAGAGCUGGUCCACAGUUCCACGGCCAGGACGAAAACCACAUUGCUCCUCCUCAAUCUGAGAUUGAACUAUCGAUCGGACCCUCCUCUCCAGUACCUUGGAGUAGACCUUUCCAGGGAGGCUGAGGAGUGUGAUCCCCCUAUAGUUGGAACACACCCUCAGGUCACCCUUCUUAAAGAAGGGGACCACCACCCCGGUCUGCCAUUCCACAGAAACUGCCCCCGAUGACCACACAAUGUUGCAGAGACGUGUCAACCAUGACAGCCCUACAACAUCCAUAGCCUUCAGAUACCCAGGACGAACCUCAUCCGCCGCCGGGGCUCCGCCGCUGUGUAGUUAUUUGACUACCUCAGCAACUUGUGCCCCCGAGAUUGGACAUUCCAUCCCCAGGUCUCCCGGCUCUAGUUCCUCCUCUGAAUGCGCAUAGGUGGGAUUGAGAAGCUCCUCAAAGUAUUCCUUUCACCAUCCGACUGUAGCCCCGGUUGACGUCAGCAGCUCCCCAUCCCCACUGUAAACAGUGUGAGCGAGUUGCUGCCUUCCUCUCCUGAGGCGCCGGACAGUUUGCCAGAACCUCUUUGGAGCCGAUCGAUAGUCUUUCUCCAUGGCCUCACCAAACUCCUCCCACGCCCGAGACUUUGCCUCGGCAACAGCCACUGCUGCACCCCGCUUGGCUGUCCGGUACCUGUCUGCUGCCUCCGGAGACCCACAGACCAGCCACGCCCUGUAGGCCUCCUUCUUCAGCCUGACGGCUCCCUGAACCUCUGGUGUCCACCAUCGGGUACGGGGGUUGCCACCAUGACUGGCACCGGUCACCUUGCGACCACAGCUAGCAACAGCCGCCUCAACAAUCGCAGAGUGGAACAAGGCCCACUCGGAGUCAAUGCCCCCACUGCUCUCGGGACGUGGUCAAAGCUCUGCCGGAGGUGGGAGUUGAAGACCGUCUUAACAGGUUCUUCUGCCAGGCGUUCCCAGCAGACCCUCACUAUGCGUUUAGGUCUGCCAGGUCUACGCGGCAUCUUCCCCUGCCUUCUGAUCCAACUCACCACCAGGUGGUGAUCAGUUGACAGCUCCGCUCCUCUCUUCACUCGGGUGUCCAAAACAUACGGCUGCAGGUCAGGUGAUACGACUACAAAGUCUAUCAUCGACCUGCGACCAAGGCUGCCCUGGUACCAAGUGUACCGAUGGGCAUCCUUAUGUUCGAACAUGGUGUUUGUUAUGGCCAAACUGCGGCUUGCACAGAAGUCCAAUAACGAAACACCACUCGAGUUCAGAUCAGGCGGGCCGUUCCUCCCAGUCACACCCCUCCAGGUCAAGCUGUCAUUGCCCACGUGAGCAUUGAAGUCCCCCAGCAGGACAAUGGAGUCCCCUGAUGGAGCACUAUCUAGCACUCGUCCCAGGGACUCCAAAAAGGGUGGGUACUCUGAACUGAUAUUUGGCCCAUAAGCACAAACAACAGUCAGAACCCGUUCCCUGACCCAAAGGCGCAGGGAAGCUACCCUCUCGUCCCCCGGGGUAAACCCCAACACACAGGCAGAGAGUCUUGGGGCUAACAAAAAGCCAACCCCAGCCCUCCGCCUCUCACCUGGAGCAACUCCAGCAAAGGAGAGUGUCCAACCCCUCUCAAGGACUUGGGUUCCAGAGCCAAUGCUAUGUGUCGAGGUAAGUCCGACUAUAUCUAGCCGGUACCGCUCAACCUCUGCCACAAGCUCCUGCUCCUUCCCCGCCAGCGAGGUGACAUUCCAUGUCCCAAAAACUAGUUUUCUUGUCCAUGGAUCGGACCGCCAAGGCUCCCGCCUUGGUCUACCACCCGAUCCACAUUGCACCGGACUCUUCAUGUUCCUGCUGCGGGUGGUGGGUCGACAGUUGGAUGAGCCCAUGUAUCCGGUUCGGGCUGGGCCCGGCCAGGCCCCAUGGGCGAAAGCCCGGCCACCAGGCGCUUGCUCAUGGGUCCCAACCCCAGGCCUGGCUCCAGGGUGGGACCCCGGUAACCCUCCGGGCCGGGUAAUCCGACUCUUUGACUGUACCUCCAUGAAAGAUCCUGUGAAUCGUUCUUUGUCUCACCCUUCACCUAAGACCAAUUUGUCAUGGGAGACCCUACCAGGGGCACAAAGUGCCCCAGACAACAUAGCUCCUAGGAUCAUUAGGGCACUCAAACUCCUCCACCAUGAUAAGGUGACGGCUCAAGGAGGAGUAUUUCAGUGUCAUUUAAAAAAUAAUUCCGAACAGUUGAAACUGAUUUAUUUCUUUUUAUAACAUUGUUUAUUAUUCCCCAAGUUGCCUUUAUAUUGUUUUUAUUUUUUUCUAGUAGAUUGCUAUAAUAAUUUUUUUGUCAUUUUAAUAUUGAAACUAAUUUAUUCUUAUAUUUUUUUUAUCUGUGCUCAGCUUCGCUGGUUCUUUAAAAAGCUUCUGUAUAGGGCUUUUUUUUCUUGCAGGCAUUCUACAGUCCUUUUGUCAACCAUGGUUUAUUCGUAUUAUCUUUUUUGUAAGUUUUUUUUAUUUUACAGUUUUUUUCAUAUUGACUGCACAGUAUUCUUAUAAAAGAGCUGUAAGCCAAGUUUACAUCAUUCAUAUAUAUUUCAUCCCAGUUUUGCUGUUCUAGGGCUCUAUUAAAUGAGUCUAUGGCUUUUUGUGAUUGAUCCUUAUAAGAUUUUCCAUUUGAGGUUGAUGUCUAAUCUGAUCAUUCUUGUAGCAUGUGAAAACUGGCAGAUGAUCACUAAUAUCAGUCAUUAUGAUUCCAACACUCUCCAACCCCCCUGAAACAUUACUGAAUAUGUUAUCCAUAAUCGUUGAGCUUUGUACAGUAAUUCUUGUGGGUUUGGUUAUCAGAGGAAACAGACCAAGUAGAUGCAUGGAGCUUACAAAGUUGCUUGAUAAAUUGUAUUUUUCAAAUCAAUGUUGAAGUCCCCACAGAGAAACAAAUUCUUGUUACCGAUUCCAUUUACCAUUCCCUAAACAGUGUUUGUGAAUGUUUCAAUACAGGAACCUGGUGCUCUAUAAA
This is a messenger RNA of Nothobranchius furzeri (turquoise killifish), 4966 nucleotides long. Its product is annotated as WAS/WASL-interacting protein family member 1. The record is from RefSeq and is a predicted model, not a curated record. NCBI's taxonomy places the organism in Eukaryota, Metazoa, Chordata, Actinopteri, Cyprinodontiformes, Nothobranchiidae.